AUGCCAAGGAACACGGAGAACUGUCUUCAAAGGUCUUCAGGUCACCGCCAACAUCACUCCCGCACCUCCAGAGGUGAGCUGAUCUUUGCAGUGAGCCUGGUGGAACAGCAUCUGAGGGAGGUUAGCCGUGCCCGGAGGCUCAGUGAUAUGGUGCCCGUCUCCCUGGUAGCCAUCCUGGAGUUCCUCACCAGCAGGUUGCUGGAGCUUGCGGGCAAUGAGGCCCAACGCAGAGGUACCCAGAGGCUCAUCACUCCUCAACCGCUGGACUUGGAGGUCUACAGCAGUAUGGAGCUAAGUGAUGUGUUCCAAUUCAUCACCAUCUCCCAGGUGGCCCCGGCUCAUCGCUAG
Molecule: messenger RNA, 348 nt
Organism: Mus musculus (house mouse)
Lineage: Eukaryota; Metazoa; Chordata; Mammalia; Rodentia; Muridae
Gene: H2ab2
Product: H2A.B variant histone 2
Exons: 1
Coding region: 1-348 (115 amino acids)
Cellular component (GO): nucleosome; nucleus
Molecular function (GO): protein heterodimerization activity; DNA binding; structural constituent of chromatin
Source: RefSeq, marked reviewed